AUGGAUAGCAACGGGCUGUUUCCCUUCAUAACAACCGUAAGUGCGAAAUUACAUUAUGUUGAAUUAUAUUCUCCAUUAACUAUGGAUACUCAAGACCGAUCUUCCGUGACGCCAAGCGCUAGUAACAUGAAGCCCAUCGAGUGGGAUGAAGGUCUCGCCACAGCUGCCCAGCAAUUAGCCGAUAGCUGCAAAUUCGAGCAUAAUCGUGCCGGGCAAAACUUAUAUGAGGGCAGUGAUCCAGCGGAUCUUGUGAAACAGGCAAUAGAUGCGUGGCAUAAUGAACAUAAAGACUAUAAUUACGAUAGCAAUACAUGCGGGCCCAAUGCGAUCUGUGGACAUUACACUCAAGUUGUUUGGGCGGAUUCUUCCAAAGUCGGUAUGGCUGUAUCCUCGAGGAAGUGUGAAAGUGGCAUGUAUAUUGUAGUUGCCAACUAUGAUCCUGUUGGCAACUAUGCUGGGGAAAAGCCUUACAAGCAGCAGUGA
Molecule: messenger RNA, 483 nt
Organism: Aspergillus oryzae RIB40
Lineage: Eukaryota; Fungi; Ascomycota; Eurotiomycetes; Eurotiales; Aspergillaceae
Exons: 2
Coding region: 1-483 (160 amino acids)
Cellular component (GO): extracellular region
Source: RefSeq, a predicted model, not a curated record